CCUGAGGGCAUCAAUUUUCCUCUCAUUAAUUAAAAACAGCUUCCGCCCUUUUUUUUAUUUGGUGCUGCAUGAUAGACGGAUGCGAAAAGCAAAAGAAAAGACUCAGCAGGGGCUCAAAUCCAUAACUAGCGCGAGGCCGAGGAGAUCAACGACAUCGAGGGCGCAUGAUUCCGAUUUCUUUUUUCAAGAAGAAGAAAGGGGGGAAAUUGAGCAUCAACUAAAUAGGCAUGAUAAUAUGUAUGCGGGGCCCCUUUUUUGCUCUUGCUUCUUGGCUACAAGGUCUGGUAGGGACUGUUUCUCUCGGAGUUUGCUUCUGUUCCCUCCUUUGAGUUGUAUUUUUUGAGAAGUCCAUACUAGAUGCGUCUGUGCAAUAGGAGCCUCUUCUUAGCUCCUAGUAGCCAGCGGAAUCAUGCAGUUCACUACUGGCAAACCCGCACCGAACUUCCUCAAAUGAGAUUUUUGACUUGUAGGCAGUAAGCAAAAAGCUCCAAAAGUUAUAGAGACGACGAAGCGCAUAUGAGUUGCCCAUAUGUGAUUCUUGUAUGACUCAAAAUCCCUCCCAAUAACUGGAAAGCUUUAUUGUAAAAAAGUAUAACAAGACAAAGAAACAAAAGCUGAGUCCAGUAAAGCUUUCCUGUAUUCGUCUCUCUAUAACAGCGCCAAAGAGCAGCGCUGCCCGUCCAGAUGCACGCAGCAUCUACAGCUAUCCAUCUAGAGUCCACAAAAUUGCAAAGAUCCCUGUGAUCAUUUUUUUCCGCCCUUUAGGUUAGAUAGGAGGUGUCAGGGGGCGAGGUAGUGAUAUAGGCUCGCACACCUGAGGACGUAGGCUCCCUUACUAGCUGUAUGUGGGUCAUUCCCGACGGUGGAGCGUGGUUUUAUAUGAGAACCAGGUAAGGCUUCACUGCCGAAACGACGAAGAAACGUUGGUCCAGCGUAGCACUGUCAAAUGGCGACCGAACCUAUGCACAGCUAAGGUUUUCUAGCCACGGCAGUGUUGCUCACUCCGUACCGGGUCCCGUGCGAGCAACCGUAGCCAGCGAAGUGGAGAGGGAAACCACUGUUCAGACGUUACCGGAGAAAUUUGGUAGCGAUUGGAUCCCGGGAGCGCACCCACAGAACUUGACCAUGAACCUGUGAAGAACACGACGGCAGCGAUCCCCGAUCAUUUUCAUCAAAACUCCGAUCAGAAGUUGCUAUUGUGAUCUUUAUAAGUUUAUGGCUAAGAUUAUGUUUUCAAAAAAAA
Messenger RNA from Amoebophrya sp. A120, 1243 nucleotides. NCBI's taxonomy places the organism in Eukaryota, Dinophyceae, Syndiniales, Amoebophryaceae. The record is from the annotation of a GenBank genome assembly.